AAAUAAAUUAAACUACUCUGAAGACUGAAUUUAAAUAAGAGACGGAACAAAAUCAUUCACCAUCCGGUGGCCGAACGCUGAAGCAGAGAAAACAAAACAAAAAAUCGAUACUCUUCAGAAAUUUUCAGAGAUAAAAAUAUUCUAAGAUGAGCCGCCAUCCUCCUGUCAAAUGGGCCCAGAGGUCUGAUGUACUCUACAUAACAGUUGAGUUGCCUGAUGCCCAGGAUGUUAAGCUCAAACUGGAGCCAGAAGGAAAAUUUUAUUUCUCUGCAACUGCUGGUGCAGAGAAGAUUCCUUAUGAAGUUGACAUUGAUCUGUUUGACAAGAUUGAUGUAAAUAAUAGCAAAGCCAGUGCUGGUUCAAGAAAUAUCUGCUACUUUGUGAAAAAGGCUGAGAGCAAGUGGUGGGACAGAUUGUUGAAGCAGGGAGGGAAGACUCCAAUCUUCCUGAAAGUGGAUUGGGAUAAAUGGGUUGAUGAAGAUGAGGAGCAAGAGCAAGAUAAUAAACCUACAUCUGAGAUGGACUUUGGUGACAUUGAUUUUUCUAAGUUGAACAUGGGAGGGGGUGAAGGAUUGAAUUUUGAUGCUGCAAGCAAUGAUGAUGAUGAUGAGAGUGACACAGACGAUGAAGUUACAGCAGAAGCAUCAUCUAGUAAUGAACUAGUAGAUAUAAAUGACCCGGGGGGCAGAGAUCCAAGUGAUGCACCUGAUGCUAAAGCAUAGAAGAAUUAAGAAUCGUGAACCGAAACACAGCCUUGACUGUGCAAGAAAAAUCGAUUCCUGAAAGCUUGCUUACAGAAAACCUUCGCAGGGUUAACUGGUGGUUCGGUGCUGUCGUGUUCAGUUAUUUUCAGCUAUGUGACCCGGGAUUUUUGACAAGCUAGACAUAUAUGCGUUGGCCAUACAUAAUACUGUUUAAGAAUGUUGUCUUUGUUUCUCUUAGAAUGCAGUGAACAAUGAGUUAUGAGAUCUAUACUUUUCUGUGAAAUUACCCUUGCUCUGAGCAAUGACAAACUUACAUGUAAUGUUCAUUUUAGCAUGUGUUUGGAGCAGUUGGACGUGAACUAAACAUGAAACAGCCACUUACAAAAGAAUGCAAAACAGGUUUGGUUAUAAUUUCGGGAUGAUUA
This is a messenger RNA of Cajanus cajan (pigeon pea), 1129 nucleotides long. Its product is annotated as co-chaperone protein p23-1. Gene Ontology annotation, biological process: chaperone-mediated protein complex assembly; protein folding. The record is from RefSeq and is a predicted model, not a curated record. Gene Ontology annotation, cellular component: nucleus; cytosol. NCBI's taxonomy places the organism in Eukaryota, Viridiplantae, Streptophyta, Magnoliopsida, Fabales, Fabaceae. Gene Ontology annotation, molecular function: protein-folding chaperone binding; Hsp90 protein binding.